This is a messenger RNA of Punica granatum (pomegranate), 1543 nucleotides long. NCBI's taxonomy places the organism in Eukaryota, Viridiplantae, Streptophyta, Magnoliopsida, Myrtales, Lythraceae. The record is from RefSeq and is a predicted model, not a curated record.
CCUCACCCCCAGUUUUAGUAAAUCUCUCUCUCUCUCUCUCUCUCUCUCUCUCUCCAUUUCCUUCGUUGCCUUUUCGCUGUCCCCCUUUCUCUCUCUAACCUCUGCCUAUUGUCGCUACGCUCUCUCCGUUCCCCCGCACUCUCUGUGUGUCUAUCUCGCUAGGGUUACGGCCAGGGGCGACCGACAAUGCUGCCUUACGGCUCGAUCGGGGAGGCUGAGGCCGCCCUCGGCCGCGGCCUGACCUUCGCUGAGACCCUCUGGUUCAACUACUCCGCCACCAAGUCCGACUACUUCCUCUACCUCCACAACAUCCUCUUCCUCUUCCUCAUCUUCACCCUCGUCCCCCUCCCCUUGGUCUUCCUCGAGCUCUCCGGAUCCGUUGGCCUCGACAAGUACAAGAUCCAGCCCCGCGUCCGCCUCUCCUUCUCCGAGAUGCUCCGCUGUUACAAGGACGUCAUGUGGAUGUUCUUCUUCGUCGUCGGCCCCCUCCAGCUCGUCUCCUACCCCACCGUCAAGAUGAUUGGAAUCCGAACAGGGCUAGCUUUACCGUCGGGAUGGGAGAUCUUUAUGCAGCUAUUGGUAUACUUCGUAAUUGAGGACUACACGAACUACUGGAUCCACAGGUUCUUGCACUGCAAGUGGGGUUACCAGAAAAUCCACCGCGUCCAUCACGAGUACACUGCCCCAAUUGGCUUCGCAGCACCGUACGCGCACUGGGCUGAGAUUCUGAUUCUGGGAAUCCCGUCUUUCCUCGGGCCCGCCAUCGCUCCGGGGCACAUGAUUACCUUAUGGCUAUGGAUCGCUUUGCGGCAGAUUGAGGCCAUUGAGACUCACAGCGGGUACGACUUGCCCUGGAGUCCCACAAAGUACAUCCCGUUUUAUGGUGGUGCAGACCAUCAUGAUUAUCACCAUUAUGUUGGAGGGCAGAGCCACAGCAACUUUGCUUCGGUAUUCACCUACUGUGACUUCUUAUAUGGAACUGACAAGGGUUACCGUUAUCACAAGAAGCUAGUUGCAAAGAUGAAGGACGAUGAAUCAGAGAAAAUGCAGUGAGCAGUGGUUGAGAGCGCGGUCAAUCUAGUCAGGAUUAGCUGAGAUGGCUGUGUAGAGGACAUCUUCAGGACAACAGUUUCGUCGUGUUCAAAUUGCCACUUCCUUCACAUGUGAUUCCAAGUCAGCAGCAUCUCGGGCCUUACAUAUUAAAAAGCAGAAGUAGUUUGGUGAAAGAUCCAGUCAUGAUCUUUUUCCCCAAAAUGUGAAUUUUGUUAGAGCGUGGGGAGGGGAGAUGAGUUGAACUGCGAGUCUGUCUUGAGACUGUUGGAAUGAACGUAGGUCAUAGAUUGUGAAUUUACGUUCAAUCCCCUCAUUCUGUCUCGGACUCUCUCAGCACUAACUCGAUCCGACUAUUGUUUUGUAGAUUCAAGUACCUAUGUUUGUAGACUCCAGUGCUUCUGGCUUAUAAUACCCGAGUGUAACGUUGAAUUGGAAUCAUAUUAAACAUGUAAAAAGCUACCUUCAUGCUGAAAUAGGUAAAGCAUUAACA